AUCGAAGAGACUCCCUCUACAGAGAAAAGCAUCAAUCUGUUCCACUGUCUGAAUGAACUGAAUGAUCAUGCUCUAGUGGAGAAGAUCCAACAGUUCCUGAGUUCAGGAAGUAUCCACAGAUAUAAACUCUCUCCUGCACUGUGGUCAGCUCUGGUCUUCAUCUUACUGUCAUCAGAAAAAGAUCUGGACGUGUUUGACCUGAAGAAAUACAAUUACUGUGCUUCAGAUGAAGAACUUCUGAGGCUGCUGCCAGUGGUCAAAGCCUCCAAGAAAGCUCUAAUGAGUGGCUGUAACCUCUCAGAGAGAAGCUGUGAAGCUCUGUCCUCAGUUCUCAGCUCCCAGUCCUCCAGUCUGAGAGAGCUGGACCUGAGUAACAACAACCUGCAGGAUUCAGGAGUAAUGCUACUGUAUGGCGGACUGGAGAAUCCACACUGUUCACUGGAAACCCUGAGACUGAGUGGCUGUAACCUCACAGAGAGAAGCUGUGAAGCUCUGUCCUCAGUUUUCAACUCCAAGUCCUCUAGUCUGAGAGAGCUGGACCUGAGUAACAACACCUCCAGGAUUCAGGAGUGAAGCUGCUGUAUGCUG
Micropterus salmoides (largemouth bass) is the source of this 588-nucleotide messenger RNA. RefSeq names its product ribonuclease inhibitor-like. The record is from RefSeq and is a predicted model, not a curated record. The annotation marks the transcript as partial. The transcript has 3 exons. Gene Ontology annotation, molecular function: protein binding. Lineage: Eukaryota; Metazoa; Chordata; Actinopteri; Centrarchiformes; Centrarchidae.